Malassezia japonica is the source of this 1098-nucleotide messenger RNA. Its product is annotated as lipoate--protein ligase. Gene Ontology annotation, molecular function: lipoyltransferase activity. Lineage: Eukaryota; Fungi; Basidiomycota; Malasseziomycetes; Malasseziales; Malasseziaceae. Gene Ontology annotation, biological process: protein lipoylation. Bases 1 to 1098 code for a protein of 365 amino acids. Gene Ontology annotation, cellular component: mitochondrion; cytoplasm. The transcript has a single exon. The record is from RefSeq and is a predicted model, not a curated record.
AUGCUUCGCCGACCGAGCGUGUUCGUGUCGCGGUCGCUCGACGCGCACUUUAACCUUGCGUGGGAAGACUUUCUGCUACGAACGGCACCGAGCGAAGUGCCGGUGUGCUUCCUGUAUCGCAAUGCGCCGUGCGUUGUCGUGGGGCGCAACCAAAAUAUAUGGACCGAGCUCGACGCACGCGCGAUGCACCGUGCGCAUAUUCCGGUCGUGCGGCGCCGCUCGGGGGGCGGAACGGUGUACCACGACGAGGGGAAUGUAAACUUUUCGUUCCAUGUGCCGCGCAAUGCGUUUGCGCGGCAUACGCACACGGAGCUCGUCGCACACUCGCUCGCACGGCCGCCGGUCGGCCUGCCGACGCGGUUUGGCGAGGCGCCAGUGCAGGUCAACGACCGCAAUGACCUGUACGUCUACGCGCGCGACGCUGCAAACGCGGCGCCCGAUGCACGGCGCAAGGUUUCGGGGAGCGCGUACAAAAUCAUUAGCCAGCGUGCCUACCAUCACGGCACACUGCUCCUCGACGCAGACCUCGGGCGGAUGCGCUUCCUCAAGCGCAGUGGGGGGGCGGCUAUCACGUCCAAAGGCAUUGAUUCGGUCCCGUCGCCGGUCGCCAACCUCGCCGCGACGUUUCAAGAGCAUGCGCACCGCUUGCAUCCCGAAAAUGUAUACCAGGCAAUCGCCGCUGCGUUUGCCGAGACGUACGGCGCAGGCGACACGCACGACGUCGACGAAGCGAACCUCGACGCCGAGGCACAGGUCGGCAAGGCCGUGCACAGCGCGCGGAAAAACUACGACGAGCUGCACACCUGGGACUGGGUCUAUGGGUCGUCGCCCGACAUGCAGGUCGACGUGACGACCGACGCGACGCCAUGGGACGGCACACAGCUCGCGCUGACGCUGCACACGCAGCGCGGCAUCGUGAGCACAGUCGACGUGCGCCGCCUCGACCGCGAGGACCUGCGUCCGGCACUCGAGGGGCUCGUCGGCGCGCCGUACGACGCUUUGGCGCUGCCCCCUCCAUCGGCGGCGCCGGCACAGACACUGCACAGCAAGGGGCCUGUGGAAGAGGCCCUGGCGCAGUGGUUGCGGAAAGCAUUGUAG